UGGCCUACUAGUGGUCAGAUAAGGUAGAUUAAACCGCUAUGUGGUAUUUAUUGUCACUUAUGGCGGGAAAAGAUUGAAAUGAUAACUACAGUGGAUGAAAUAGAUUCCUCACUGUGGUUUGAGAAACCCACUAAGCCUACAGUAGGCUCACCUUAGGAUGACCUUAAGAUGGCGCAGUACAGCAUCUAUAAGGUCAACUGAAAAAGAUUCAAGUGUAAUGUACUUGAUCACAAUGAGAGUCUCAUUCAGGAUCCUAUUGAGGGUGCUAUUCCAGAAUAUGAAACAUUUCAUGAUCAGUAAAACACCUGUCUAAAUGGACAAGUGCUAUAUAGAUCAACUCACGACACAAUGUGUCCAGAAGGAGGAAUGGUUGAUAAGUCAAAUAAGUGAUUCUAUCAAUCUUCCCAAACUAAGAAUCCUCAAACAGAACAAAACCUCUAAGAAAGGUUCAAGAAUAAGAUCAAACAUGAUCACGAUGUUUUCUAUAUGCAACAAUCAGACUGUUUCUCAGACCCCCCUGAGACCUGCCUCUAUUGCAAGAAGACAGGGCAUACAAUAGAAAGCAUCCAGAAUUCCUGCAAUAGAUGCUACAGAAUGCAAUUCCGUACAAACCUAAGGCUCCUAGAGGGCUGAAAACAGUUACAGUGGUUAACGGAAAGCAAGCAGACACUUAACUUCAGUUUCGUGAUUAGACAAUCGGCAUCCACUAUCACUUCGGUGACAGAGACUAUGUGUUAUUCAAUUUUGAUAAUAAAGAUGUUGGUCUCGCCAUCUGACGAGACAUGUUUUAUUUAUCUUCGCACAAUGGUGCUAGAUACACCAGAAAACAAACUAGCCAACAUCGGCAGGAGUAAGAAAACAACGUGAUGGAGAAACCUCGUCGAAAUUAUGGCACUAUCGUUUAGGCCAUAUUUCGAGGGGGAGAAAAGAAGUCUCGUUAAGGGACAGAUUCUCCAUCACCUAGACUUGACAGAAGGGACAGAUUCUCCAUCACCUAGACUUGACAGACUUAGUGCAAUGCAAAGAUUGCAUGCACAGUACGAGAGUGUUAGAAAUUAUUCAUAUAGAUAUAUGUGGUCCUUUUCCAGUUAGGACAGUAGAUGGGUUUUGACUUGUUCAAAACCUUCACACAUGACUACUCUCGCUACGAUUAUAUUUACCCUUUUUUUUAAGGGACAGAUCAUAAGAAUUAGACAAGUUUAAAUAGUUCAAUGCUGAUGUAGAAAAACAACACGAUUUGAACACAAAGAUUGUCAUAUCAAAUCGUGUGGGGGAGUACCGAGGGCACCAUACUGAGUAUGGACAGGUCCCAGGAUCUUUUCGCGAGGUUCAUAAGUGAAAACAGUAUUGUAGCACAGUAUUCAACACCUGGUGAACCGCAACAGAAUGUGGUUGCCUAAAGGCGUAAGAAGAACACUGAUGGACAUGGUAAUGAGUAUGCUUAGUUACUUUAACUUACCAUUGGGUCUAUGGAUGGAGGCUUUAAAAACCACCAUGCAUAUACUAAAUAGAGUUCCUAGUAAAUCAGUGGCUAAAACUCCAUAUGAGUUGUUGACUGGCAGAUAGCCCACGCUCAACUACUUCAACAUAUGGGGUUGUCUAGCAGAAGCUCGAAUAUUUAAUCCUGGACAGGAAAAGCUAGAUGAGAGAACCACUAACUGUCAUUUUAUUGGCUACCCUGAGAGAUCGAAGGGUUACAGAUUCUACUAUCCAGGCAGACAAACCAAGUUUAUAGAAACUAGACAUGCCAUUUUCCUAGAAGAUGACAUGAUCAAGGGGAGUAAGGUACUCAGAGAGGUUGACCUUCAGGAAAAGAGGACGUAUGUCCCAAUUCCGAUGGUUGAAGAACCAUACUUCUCGAUACCCGCUGUGGUUCCACCAACAGUUGUAACGACUCGAGGUGAAACCCUUGCUGCAAAUAUUGCAUCACCAAGUGCAACUACCAUAGAGUAAGUCAAUUCACCUUUUGAACAGUCUGGCUCUUCUGAGUCGGUUGCACAGGAGAGCUCACAUGAGAGUGGUAGUGUUGUGCCAAGUGACGCACCAAUGCAGGAGCCCCAUAACGAACCAGAACUAGAAACAAGUUUAUGAAGGUCUCAAAGGUCUAGAUGAUCUGCGAUUCCUGAUGAUUAUGAAGUUUACACAAGUGUAGACAUAGAAAGCGAUGAGAUUUAUAUGUGUGAGGACAUUGAAGCAGAAAGUGAUCCCAUUACAUAUGAAACAGCUACGAGAAGCGCAAAUUAGUGGGUCUAGAAGACCAAGCGUGACUCUAACAGAAAUAUAGAAAGAUACAAGGACAUGUGGCCAAGGCGUUCACACAGUGAGAAGGCAUUGACUUCCAUAAAACCUUCUCACUUGUCCUAACAAAAGAUUCAUUUCAGAUCAUUAUGGCAUUAGUGGCUCUUUUUGAUCCAGAGCUCCAUCAGAUGGAUGUAAUGACAACAUCACUAAAUGGAGAGUUAACAGAAAAACGUGUUCAUGACACAACCAAAGGGUUUUGUUGUGAGCAGUAAAAGAAAAACAAGAGAUGUCACUUAAGGAGGUCCAUUUAUGGAUUAAAACAUUCCUCCAGAUAGUGGUACGUCAAGUCUGAUCAGACUAUCAGAAAGUUUAGUUUCGAGGAUAACGAGGAAGACAAUUGCAUUUAUGCGAAAUCUAAGGAAAAAGAAAGUAUAUCUUCCUUGUUCUGUAUGUCGAUGACAUAUGUUUAGCUAGUAGUGAUAAAGAUCUACUGGCGGAAACAGAAAGUUUUUGUUCCUCGAACUUCGAUAUAAAAAGACAUAAGAGAAACCUCUUAUGUUUUAAAAUAGAAUUCCACAGAGAUAAACAUAAUGAAGUAUUAGAACUCUCACAGAAGUCAUACAUAGAAAAGUACUAAAGAAGUACAGUAUGCAUCAGUGUAAGGCCGCGCCUGCGCCAAAAGUCAAGGGUGAUAAGUUUGGGAAUCAUCAGUGUCCCCAGAUUCAGUGUCAGAAAGAUCAGAUAAAGUCAGUACCAUAUGCUUCUACUAUCAGAAGCAUUUUGUAUGCUCAAAUGUAUAUUCACCCUGACUUAGAAUUUACUACCGGGAUGCUUGGGAGAUAUCAGAUCAACCCAAGCAUAGAACACUGUUAAGCAGUUAAGAAGGCUCUAAUGUACCUCCAAGGUACGAAAAUGGCCUCAUGCUAACAAACAGAAGAUCUAGUUCCCUAUUUCGAGGUAUAAAUUUACUAUAUCUGGGGGGAGUUAUUUCUUAUAAAAGUUGCAAACAGACAGCGAGAGCAUCGUCGACAAUGCACACUGAGUUUGUAACCAUGCAUGAGGCAAAUGGGCAGGCAAUAAAGAUAAAGAGAUUUGUACCCGGAUUAAGAGUGGUUGAUAACAUAGAGCGACCACUGAGAAUUUACUGCGAUAAUGAGCCAGCGGUACCAUACUCCUAUAACAGCAAGUCAUGUGGCGCCGCCAAGUUCAUUGACUUUUAGUAUUACAUUGUUAAGGAGUAGAUUCAGGAUCAAACCAUAAAAGAUGAGCAUAACAGAAGAUAGCAGAUGCUAGCGGAUCCGCUCAUAAAAGGUCUUCCACCCAGCGUGUUUAGUAAGCACGCAGCCGGCAUGGGUUUAAGGGAGUACCUAUGACCUUGAAUCAAAGGGGCUACAGAUUGAAACCAAAUAAAGUCUCUUUUUGUUCUGAAGCAGGCGAGCAUGUUGUAGUCAAUGAGUGCGAUGAUACUUAAUCGGUUAUUGUCACGCAUUGGUCUCUAUGUGUAAACUUGUCGAGGGAUGGAAUCCAGAAAAGUUGAGUACAAGGAAUGUAGAGAACAAAGGGGAGAUUGUUGGGUGUGUCCUCUACAGCCGGUCAAUAGAGUCUGGAUUGGGCUUAACCCAACUAUCGUUCCUUUAAUCGGACCCUUGAUCGGGAGGGCUCACGCUAACCUCGGUUGGAGCCCCCAGACACACGACGCUAUAUAUUGGACUAAGGGGUCGCAGGAAAGACUAACGCUAGUACCUUGCCCCAAAACCCUAGUCCCCAGAGGCCCCAUCGCCUAAGUGUCGGAGUGUCUGGAAACGCUACAACCUGUAGCAGCUCGGAUUCGAUGCGUGCUGUUUCUCUGCAGGGCAACAUUAUGAAGACGGCAACUGCAACUCUCCAACAACAACAAAGGUAUGUUUUCCUAUUCCUCUUAGUAGAUCAGAUCUACUCGUCAUCAAGAUUUUACUUUCAGUUACAGAUUGGUUUUCUAAGGACUUAGGAAUCGAUCCUAGACAGUAUAGAUUCUAACAGUAUCAAGUCUACGUACGUCAUGGCUGAGAACUAAUAAAACCAUUCUUUUAUAGAAAAAAGGGAACAACCACUAGUAGCUAGUGGUGGUUGCUUAGAAUAUUCCACGCGUGCUAGCAGAAAACUAAUGGUGUGUUUGGUUUAUGUAGUCAUUCAAUGCAUCAUAAAUUUAUUCCAUCAAUUUUGGUGAAAUCAACCAACUCCCCAUGUAUACACUAAUUAUUAGCUUAUGAGGAAUGAGGUGGUGAUGGAUCAACUCAUUCUAUUCAACAAACCAAAUAAAAAUGGGAGGAGUGAGAAAAAGAUGGAUCACUUCAUUCCUCAAACCAAACACGCCCUAAAACACCCUAAGGGCGCGUUCGUUUUCAGCUGAUCAGCCCAUUCCAGGCCUUAUCCGGGUGGAACCAAUGGGCCUGGUUUAGAAUUUGGUAUAACUCUUUGAAACCGUUCGUUUUGGCCCGAAUUGAAAUCGAAACUGGCCCGAAUUGAAAUUUCCCUUCACUCCACAACCCGGAACCAACCCCUGUGUCGUAGCCUCCGGAUCGAAGCCUGGACGACGCGACCAACGCGGCGGACGCGACCGGCGCGACGGCGGCUUUGACGCGACCGGCACGGCGGCGGCGCACAACCCUGACGACGACCCUCCCCGCUGCCUUCUCCCCGAUCCCUACAACACCAAUUAUAGUUGGGGAAGGUGAACCUCCUCCCUCUUGGGAUCCGGUACCAACUCCAAAAGUUCUACAAUGAGUAUCUCAUUGCGGGAUCGUAUUAGAAAGAGGAGGGAAGAAGAAGAUGAUGACAUGAUGAUAUUUAUUUUCCCCGCCUUAUAUCUAAUGGGUUCUACUAGAGGUGGGGGACAAAAGAAGAAACGUCAUACCUCAAAUGAGACAGGCGAGGUUAAGGUUCGUCGACUCCUCGAGGGACAUGUCAAGAACUGUCAAGUUACAUUUCGGAUGGAACCACAUAUCUUCAGAGAGCUUGCAACUUAUCUUAGAAGGAGAAGGAUCAUUGUUGAUACAAGGAUCACGGUCGAGGAGAAGUUGGGGUUCUUCUUAUACAUGCUAAGUCGCAACGCCUCAUAUCAGGAUCUCCAAGUGUAUUUUGGGCACAGUAAUGACACCUUCCAUCAUCACAUCAACCACUUCUUCAAUAAGGUCAUUCCUGUCCUAUCUCGUCGCUUCAUUCAGCCUCCUGAUCCUAAUCAAGUGCAUCAAAAAAUCCAAGAUAAUCCUAGAUUCUAUCCAUUCUUUAAGAAUUGUCUUGGUGCCAUUGAUGGAACUCACAUUCCUAUUUCCAUAUCUCCCGAUAAACAUUCUCCUUUUCGAAAUCGGAAAGGAACACUAAGCAUAAAUGUGAUGGUGGCAUGUGAUUUCGAUCUCAAUAUCACUUUUGUUUCUAGUGGAUGGGAGGGAUCGGCCACAGAUUCUAGAGUGCUAAGAUCAGCUAUGAGCAAGGGUUUCCAGGUACCUCCAGGAAAAUUCUAUCUAGUUGAUGGAGGGUAUGCAAAUACUCCAUCUUUUCUUGCUCCAUACCGAGGAGCUCGGUACCACUUGAAGGAAUUUGGGGCUAGACAUCGAAGACCACAGAACCCGAAGGAGCUCUUCAACCAUCGCCACGCACUUCUGAGGAACCAUGUGGAAAGGGCUUUGGGGGUGCUUAAAAAGCGCUUCCCCAUUCUCAAAGUUGCCACGUUCCACACACUGGAAAACCAAGUAAAGAUACCUAUAGCUGCUGCCAUCUUCCAUAAUCUAAUUCGAUCACUUCAUGGUGAUGAAGAUUGGUUAGAUCAUCAGCCAGAUAAUAUUGAUCCAUCAAACUUUGUUGCUCUACCAAGUGGUGAUCAAAUGAGUGACCCAGGCACUACACAAGGCAAUGCUUUAAGAGAUACCAUCGCCCAAGAAAUGUGGGCUCAAUACCAACAACAUCUAAAUUAGUAUUUUCGUGGUUGAAUAAGUUGUAAUAAUUUAAAUUAGUAGUAUUGUAAAAUGUAAUACGUUUUUUCUUUAAAAAGCUAUGGUUGGAAAAGGCUCCCCAAGGUUCAACAUAGGUGGUUCCCCAAAGUUGCGUAGGUUCAUUCCUACAACAAGUGCUACUAAAAAGAAGACUUCUCCUAAAUGCAGUGGGGCAAAAAAGAGUGGAAGUUCUCCAAGAGUAGUGAAACAAAGAGCGGAUUGGAAUCCAGGUCUUGAGAGGUCUCUUGUUGACAUUCUCCAUGAAUUUAAAGAAAGUGGAUAUAGAGGUGACAAUGGUUGGAACUCCGAAGGGUGGAAUAGAAUGGUCAAGGAGUUUCAUGUGAGGAACAAGUAUGUCUCCUUUACAAAGUCUCAAAUUCAGGAUAAAGAAGGUCAGCUGAAGAGAGACUACAAGAUGCUCAAAGCAGCAAAGCAACAGAGUGGGUCCACCUGGAAUGAGAAAAGGAAUAUGGUUGAAGGACCACCAGCUUUGUGGGAGAAUCUCAUGGUGACAUUUCCUAAAAUCAAGAAGUUUAACAACAACAAGGCAACCUUCCCGCUCUUUGAUGCUUUGGGAGAGCUUUAUGAUGGACACUUGGCUGAAGGGACUUGGAAUUGCACUUCUCUUGAGGCACCGCAAGAGGAAGAACUGAAUGAGCAACUUCAGGAUGCAGAAGAUGGACCACAAGGAUUUGAUCUGAAUGUUGUUCAUGAUGUAGAUGAUGAAGUUGAUGAUGCACUCGCUGAAAGGAAUGAAGAUAUGCUUCAAGGAAGGACUAAUACUCUGUCACGAGAUGAAGAAAGUGGACAGCGAAGACCUGCUGCGUCAAGAAACAAGCAAGAAAAGGAACCAAAGAAGCCUAGAAAGACUGACAACAUAGAAAAUAUGAUGAACAAAUACCUAGAAAUGAGGAGCAAGCAAGUAGAAGAUGAAGCUGCAAGAGAAAAGGAAGCAAGAGAAAAGGAGACAAGAGAAAAGGAGGCAGCUCAAAGUGAAGAUUUCUCCAUCAAAAGGUGCAUAUCAGUUCUGAACACAAUGGAAGAAGUGACCAAAAUGGAGAAGGCAAAAGCAUAUUCAGUCUUCACCAAGAGCAAAGAGAAUAGAGAGACUUUCAUAUGUGCAUGUGAAGCGGAUCAAGAAUCAGCUUUGAUUUGGCUAAGAAAUGAGAUGGCUUAGUAGGUUUGGGUAAUCAAUCGGUGAUGCUUCCCCUUUGAGAACUUUCGGUAUGAGCCAGGAUAUUAGUGUGGCUUUAAUUAGUGCUUUUUGUCCUGAUCACUGAGAUUUCAGUCCAGUGUUAACUUCCGAUGAUUAUCUGUGCUCUCUAGCUGGUUCAUCCAGUUAUAUUGUAUAAAGAAAUUACUUCAUCUUAUAAUUAGGUUUGCAUAGGAAAGCAAUUAUUCUAUGCUUGCCAUAGAUCAACGAUAAGCAGACUGUGAUUUGGUACGUCAGCUGUUGGAAUGGAUGGCUUCGUUGAUUUUCCA
This is a messenger RNA of Zea mays, 7691 nucleotides long. Its product is annotated as L10-interacting MYB domain-containing protein. NCBI's taxonomy places the organism in Eukaryota, Viridiplantae, Streptophyta, Magnoliopsida, Poales, Poaceae. The coding region runs from base 6271 to 7386 and encodes 371 amino acids. The record is from RefSeq and is a predicted model, not a curated record. The transcript is spliced from 7 exons.